AGACACAACUCCAGACGUCGCGAAGGACAGGCGGAGCUUUGCUCGGUUAAGGCUGCCCUGCGCAUGCGUGAGGGCGAGAGGCUUUUGCAGUCCAAGUCAAGAGGAGUUGCAGCUUUUGCUGCUGGUGCCGCCGUCGUAGUAGCGGCUCUUCCUCCUUUCCCAGCUAGGGCGAGGUAGUAGGUGCCCGCUAUGCCGCCACCGCAGCAGCAGGUUCGGCUCCCGGACUGGGACGCGCUGAAGCUCCGCGUGCGGACUCUGAUUGGCUCUCACCGGGUCAUGAUCUUCAGCAAGACCUACUGUCCCUUCUGCAGGAAGGUAAAAGAUCUUUUUCAUUCUCUAGGAGUAGAAUGCAGUGUUCUGGAACUUGACAAAACUGAUGACGGACCAAGUAUUCAGGAAGUAUUACUAGAAUUGACAGGUCAGAGAACUGUCCCCAAUGUUUUUGUAAAUGGAACACAUGUGGGUGGAUGUGAUCAAACUUUUCAGGCUUACCAUAGUGGGUUAUUGCAAAAGCUUUUAGGAGCUGGCAAGGAUGAAGAAAUGGAACCCUAUGACUAUGACUUAAUUGUGAUUGGUGGUGGUUCUGGUGGACUUGCAUGUUCCAAGGAAGCUGCUACCUUAGGCAAGAAGGUCAUGGUGCUAGACUACGUUGUACCUACACCUUUGGGCACUACUUGGGGACUUGGUGGCACUUGUGUAAAUGUAGGUUGUAUUCCUAAGAAGUUGAUGCAUCAAGCAGCCCUUUUAGGUCAAGCACUCCAAGAUUCACGAAAGUUUGGCUGGGAGUAUGAUCAGCAAGUUAAACACAAUUGGGAGGCAAUGGUAGAGGCGAUUCAAAACUAUAUAGGAUCCUUGAACUGGGGGUAUCGGAUGGCCUUGCGUGAUAAAUCUGUGACAUACAUCAACGCCUAUGCAGAGUUCAUUGGAUCACACAAGAUUAAGGCAACCAACAGGAAAGGGCAAGAAACUUUCUACACAGCUCAGGCAUUUGUUCUAGCCACUGGAGAAAGACCUCGAUAUUUAGGUAUCCCAGGUGAUAAAGAAUACUGUAUUACAAGUGAUGACCUCUUCUCACUGCCCUACUGUCCUGGAAAGACUCUAGUUGUAGGAGCUUCUUAUGUAGCUUUGGAAUGCGCAGGGUUUCUUGCUGGCCUUGGUAUGGAUGUCACGGUUAUGGUACGCUCUAUCCUUCUCCGUGGUUUUGAUCAAGAAAUGGCUGAGAGAGCAGGUGCCUAUAUGGAAACACAUGGUGUAAAAUUCAUCAGGAAGUUUGUUCCUGUUGAGGUUACAAAGUUGGAGGAAGGUAUGCCUGGAAAACUCAAAGUGGUUGCAAAAUCAACUGAAGGAUCACAAAUGAUUGAAGGAGAAUACAACACUGUUUUGAUAGCUGUUGGUCGUGACGCUUGUACCAAAAAUAUUGGCUUGGACAAAAUUGGUGUGAAAGUUAAUGAAAAGAAUGGAAAAAUACCUGCAAAUGAUGAAGAACAAACAAAUGUUCCUUAUGUCUAUGCUGUUGGAGAUAUUUUGGAAGGAAAGCUUGAACUUACUCCAGUUGCCAUACAGGCAGGCAAGCUGUUGGCCCGCAGACUUUUUGGAGGGAGUAACCUAAAGUGUGACUAUGUCAAUGUACCAACUACAGUGUUUACGCCUCUGGAAUAUGGUUGCUGUGGAUUAUCAGAAGAACGAGCUAUUGAACAACUUGGAAAAGAGAAUAUAGAGGUAUAUCACAAUCUGUUCUGGCCACUUGAAUGGACAAUACCGGAUAGAGAUAACAACACUUGUUAUGGAAAAGUAAUCUGCAAUAAGCUUGACAAUAACCGUGUGAUAGGAUUUCAUGUUCUUGGACCUAAUGCUGGGGAAAUUACCCAAGGGUUUGGGGCAGCAAUAAAAUGUGGUAUCACAAAAGCACUACUUGAUGACACAAUUGGUAUACAUCCAACAUGUGCAGAGGUAUUUACGACAAUGGACAUCACAAAGGCUUCAGGGCAAAGUAUUGCUCAAAGUGGCUGCUGAGGUUAAGCCCUGCUGUUUAAGCUGUUCCUUGUUGGCCCAAUGUAUCUGUGCUGAAGGUUUUAGAAAGCAUACAAACGUACACGGGUAAAUGAGAGUAAUAUUUGAUCACAGUAUAUUCUACUGCGGAUGGUACACUUCUGAACUUUUUUUUUUUUAAAGGUAGUGGUGUCUGCAAGGAACAGUAAAACAGCAGGGUAAACGUAAUCCUGACUUGCUUAGAGUGGCACCUUAGUGCAUUUUUGAAGCUUUGGCUCUGAACCCCAUUUUUGAAGGCGAGCCAUGGCUGAGGACUUCUCUGCAAAGUUGGGAAAGCCGAUUCGUCCAAACAAGUAAAGAUUCUUUCUAGAGAAACCCCUGAAUCGCACAAGUGAAGUUUAAAGUUAAUUUUCUUAGUGUCAAUGCUUUUGUAUGAAUGCAUUGGGCACAGUUGAAUGUAUAACUAGUUACUUUUGCUAGCAAUUCCUCAAUUCACUAGUGUAUUUAAUUGUUAAUGUGGAUACUGAGGGUUUUUUGUUUAUAAAUAUCCCAGUUUAAUUUGUCUUAAAUUGGAAAACUGCAUUAGCAUUCUAGACUUAGGUGCCCUUGAGUGAUGUAUCAAAGCUCACAUAAUGGUGACAUUUCUUGAAUGCAUAGCUGCUUGUUCACCAGAAAAAACCUAAGGCACAAAAUUAUCACCAUUGAAACCUUCACGUUACAGAGUGGUUUGGUAGAUCAAGGCCCAAGAUCUCUGAUGCUCUUCAGUAAUUUUCUGUAGUCCCUGACCCCCACCCCUGCAUUUCAUGAAUAGAAGAUAAUAUUUGAGUGAAGCUGAAAUGUCAUCUCCCCACCCCCACCCCGGCCCAUGGUAAUCUUAAUAGAUUGCCCUUUAAAUGCAAUAACAAAGUAGUCUGUCAAAAUAGAUUGCAUUUGAUUUGGAUUACUUGUAUGAAUAUGCUUUCUGUAAAAUUCAAAUGGCUUUAAAAACAACCAUGUGUCUUGUCUCGUCUUCUCUCCCCUCCCUCCAUCCCAUGUGCCCUGACAUUUCCUAGUUUGGGAAAGUUGUGCUUGGGUUUAGUUCAGUUUGUCCACACAUCUGUUUGAAAUGCUUAAUUUCAAAAGCUCUAUCUUAUAUAAAACUUUUUAAACUAUUUAUGGUAUAUCAUGAAAUUUCAAAGUUCAAUAAAGAGCAUUGUCACAUGG
Hemicordylus capensis (graceful crag lizard) is the source of this 3192-nucleotide messenger RNA. RefSeq names its product thioredoxin reductase 3 (gene TXNRD3). Gene Ontology annotation, cellular component: cytosol; mitochondrion. The record is from RefSeq and is a predicted model, not a curated record. NCBI's taxonomy places the organism in Eukaryota, Metazoa, Chordata, Lepidosauria, Squamata, Cordylidae. Gene Ontology annotation, molecular function: glutathione-disulfide reductase (NADPH) activity; flavin adenine dinucleotide binding; thioredoxin-disulfide reductase (NADPH) activity. Bases 190 to 2013 code for a protein of 607 amino acids. Gene Ontology annotation, biological process: glutathione metabolic process; cell redox homeostasis; cellular response to oxidative stress. The transcript has 16 exons.